CCCGCCCCAUUCCGCAGGAUCUCAUCAACGACCUUUCAUAGACCAAGAGAUUUGUGAUCCUCGCAUGUUUAAAUUUUUUUUUUUCCGGCACAUGGACAAACUUUGCUCUAUUGCCUCAUUUGCACAUUGUUAGUCUCCCAUGGCAGUGAGACAAGUUAAAUCCUUCUUCCGAUUUUUUUUUUUUCUGAUAAACCUCAGUUCUGACAUCGCUGCCUCGUUGAUCAAACGUUCCGGGUUUAUAAAUUUCUUCCAUAUCGGCUUUCCUUUCAUUCUUCCUCACCCUCUAGUCAAGAUCCAAUUCUUCUUCCUCCUGUCUCCUCGCCAGAACUCCAGAACCUGCUCUUUUCGAACGUCCCCUUUCCUCCCUCCACUUGGCAUGGCAGUUAGUCCUUGCAUAUCCAUCCCUGCUUUGUUGCCCUUGAUUUCCUCCUUGGCUACCUCAUUCUUCUUCCAUCCCCUCCCUCCUUCCACACCCUCUCCUUCAUCUAAUUAUCCGACUGAGAAUAAACAAGCCAAUAACACUCUCUUCAAGCCAUGGUCUCUAAAGCCAUGCGUCAGAUCAUUCUGAUCGGCGUCAUUUGCUUUGGCACCAUUGGAAUGUUCA
Messenger RNA from Lobosporangium transversale, 604 nucleotides. RefSeq lists its product as hypothetical. The record is from RefSeq and is a predicted model, not a curated record. Lineage: Eukaryota; Fungi; Mortierellomycota; Mortierellomycetes; Mortierellales; Mortierellaceae. The coding region runs from base 140 to 568 and encodes 142 amino acids. The transcript has 3 exons.